UCUUUCCUACUGAUCCAUAUCACAUGAUUCGGAUGGGCAUAACCCUCCAACGCCAGCUCCUGCUGCGACCCGACUGGUGGGUGAUUGGAGGUCUCUUGGCUGGAGCUACAGUUGUGCUCUGCUUGUGUCUUGCAGUACUGAUCUUGUUCAGGGAGCACGGCUGGCCAGAGAAGCUGCCUUCUCAGGCCAGGUACCGGGAACUACAGCUCAAGUACAACAUGGAUGACUAUUCAUCAAAAGGUUCCAGGGUCAUAGCACUGAAAAAGAUGCACAGAAACUUAGAGGUUGGGAUGAACGAGGAUCCAGUGCUGAGAGCUAUGGCUGUAACAUCAGACGAGUUCUGGGACUAUGAGAAGCAGGUGAACCUGGAGGCUUUCAGUUCCAGCACAUUCUAUGACAUCUUGCUUAAGCACAAUGUGUCUGUCACCACCCGGCUUGGGCAGUUCAAAGAAGAGGUGAAGCAGCUCUAUCAAGGGGUGCUGGAAAAGGUGCAGGGACUCCAACCUGGCCCAGGGGCUGUGGUGGUAGGGGGCAAGCUGGAGUGUUUGGAGAAACAAGUGGAGCAAGAGAUAGCACGCAGGAAAGUUCUGGGCACUCAGAUUUCCCAGCUGCUGGACAGCCAGCUUCAGAUCCUCCGGAAUGAGUCCCAGUCCCAGCAUGCCAUGCACAAGGCUUUCUCAGCACUCCUCAGAGAAUGCUUUCGGUUGCUGAUGCUGGUUUCUGACAACCAGACCUCUCUCUGGAACAAACACAUCCAGCAAUGUGUUAUGGAUAGAUUGCAUGUGCUGGCUGAGGAGAUGGCAGAGCUGGUCUCAAUGGAGGCGCAGCGGCAGGGUUGCUGGGGCGUGCUCAAACAGGGGACUGGAGCACGGCUACUGUGCCCCACUUCUGGAUCGGUCCUCACUAGGGAUGACAUUAUUGCACCUGAUGGGUCUGUCCAGGCAUGCGAUACAGUCCAUGUGGACCCCUGCACAGGCCUCAUCCAUCCAAUCCCGAAUGCCCACAUGCUCCUAGCUAGUGGCCACAGCAUGCCCGUGCCCUCUGACUUCUUCGUGCAUCCUCAGACUGGCCGGCUGCUCCCAGUGGCAGGGAAUGUAGGAUUUGACUCCUCCAGCUCCACCCUUGUAUGCACAGUGGAUGCUUGUGUGGGUGAGGUUGGAAAAUGGGAGUGUCCUGUGCUUCCCUUCAUUCCCUACCCUUCAUCUCGCCACUCUGAGCUGCUAGGGCCAUCCAAGUUGAGAAGCCUCCAAACAGGCCAGAAGCUUGUAUUUGGAGGACCCAUGUGUGACUUUGAAUCUGGCGUACUUGUCCCGAUCCUGGCAGUCACCAUCCACCCCCAGACGGGGAUGGUGUACCCGGUAGGUGGUGCUCAUGUGUGCCCUGUGACGCGACUCCGGCAGCCCAUUCAGAUUGGUUGUCCAAUGCUGGAUCCUCGCACGGGCAAUGUGGUACUCAUAACAGGUGUUAGUCUGGACUCACAUACAGGUGCAGUGCUUCCAGUAGGAGGUCUCCUGCUGGGCGAAACCUUCAUCGAGCCCCUGAGUGGCAGGCUGGUGCGUGUUGGUGGCGGCAGCCUCCGGGGAGGAAAAGUGGUGCCACAUGCAGGGGGUUUCCAGGCUCUACUGGACAGCCAAGCUCUUGGUGCGCGGGUGGGGGUGGUGGAGCUGAUACGGGCCUACUGUGACGGGUGGAAAUCUGGGAGUCUGGACCUCAACAAUGAGAUUAGCAGAGUGAAGACAGCUGCCUCAGAUUUGGAGCAAGCCUGGAGGAACAGUCAGGACUGCAUGCUUCAGCUGCUAAGUUGUCUGGAGGCUCAGCAGGAGUGGGCCUGGUGGGUGGCUGAAGAUGGGGGCAGUCUAGGCGAAAUCAGUCUGCCUGGCCUUGAGCUGUCCCUGCCCGCUCUGCCAGGACUGGAAUAUCCGGACCCUGGAGGUUCUGGCUUAUCAGUCCCUGUUCUCGGUGUGCAGCUGGACUGGAUGUCAGGGUGUAUGGUGCCUCUUGCUGGAACAAUGGAAGAUCCAGAUGGCAAGGGGCUGGUUCCGAUCCGCUUUGGGGCACAGACUAUAGACCCUGUGACAGGGGUCGUGGCUCCGGUGGUAGGAGCUCGGCUAGACGUCUGGAAGAGGACUGUAGUCCCAGUGACCGUCUCUCAGUGCCUGACCAUAAGAGAAGCUCCAGACAUUGUGCUGGCGGAGGCCUUACAGAAGGAGUGCAGCAUGAGGGCCCAGUUCUGGAGACAGCAGAGAGUAAAGGAAGAAGAACUAGUGGCAGAUUUAGACAGAGCUCUGAGGGACUGCCUUUACACAGCAUUACAUGAAGAGCCAGAUCAUCUUGUGUGGACAGACACAGAUAAGCAAAUAAGGGAGACAGCAGCAGAACUUCAGGAGGCAGACUAUAAAGAGGCUCAGAGAAGAAAUGCUGUAAACUCGGAGCUGUCUCUCCUGCUGCCUCGACACAUCCUACUCACUCUUACUGGAGGUGAUGAAGAAGAGUGGAAGCAGCAGCGUCACUGGCAUGCUGAACUGACCGCAGUGUUGAAUAGAGUGAGUGUAUUUAUGGCAAGGCAGCAGUGGGAGCAAGAUCGGUCCACACCUCUGGGUGAUGAGCAAGCGGAUGAAAAGGCAUGGCAGAAGGAGCUGUGGGAGCAAUUAAAUCAGAGAUACACCGAGCUGGAUGUUGCUCUUUCUUCAUUGCACUGCACCUGCAAGAUCAGCCAGCUCCGUGCUGCUACUACAGAGGGCAUAUUAUCAGGCUCAUUCUCGUAUAGGGAUUAUUGUAUGGUGCAGCCCAGAGGCAGAAAAAACCCUUUGAAAGCAAUGGCCCUGACUCAGCACAAAAUCCUCUCUCAGUUAGAGCGCCUCAUUCAGCUGCUGGAGGAUGGCAAACUUUCCAGUCUCUUCAUCAGAGGCCAGAGCCAGCAGAACUCUGACCUGCCAGUGAAGCAGGCGUUUGACAGGGACACAGGCUCUAGAGCAUGGACUGUGUCAGUCCCUGUAGCUAAAGAUGCCAAUCAGUCUUGCUGUGCAGCAGUUUCCACUCAAUCCCUGAAAGAUCAUGAAAAGGCUUCAUCUGUGAGCGAGCUAAAUGGCUUGAAGGGUGUAUUGUCCAGUACAUCUCCUUCACACAGAGAACAGGAUGUAAGCCCCGCUCAAAGCCAGGAUCUCAAGGAGACGACAUUUCCCGUGCACAUGACAGUCCCCAAACUGUCAGGUGAGGACUGGGCCAGUUUGUUGGAGCUCUCACCACUCUUCCGGCUUAUCCAAGAUGUGGAACAGCGGCUCAGAGACCAAGCAAAGAACGCUGGCCUGCUUAGCGGCUCAGGGUGCACCUUUAUUGAUUUCUUGGAUGCACAGUGGGAUUGUGAGGGAGAGCUCGUCCAAGUAGGUGCUGACACUCUUAAUCCCCGCGAGUUUCUCAUCUACCAGCACGGCCAGCUUCUUCUCCAACUGCUACACACACACAGAGUGGCACCAGCAGUGAAAUUACACCUCGCCUCAAGACUUCCUUCAAAUAACUACUGCUGCAAUUCCUUCCGUAAUUCCUUUUAUUACCAGGAGAUGGAUAACAUUCUGUACGUGCGACAGCAGAGACUGCAGUCCGUAGGAGGUUUCUCUCUGCUGCUUAUGCACUGUGCUGCUCACAUAUCCACUGGCCAACUUACUGUUGACACAACUGUUGCCUUCCAAAGGGCUUUCUUUAAGGUCCUGCAAGUGUGCCUAAGUGAGUUGUUCUAUGCCAGAUUAGAGCCUGAUUCAGCUGAAGGAAAGAAGCAAAGCACUGACUCAGCCCUUAAUAGCCUUGUGUUCGAGAGAGUGCAGAAAUGCGACCCAGGGACUUUGUCUGAGAACCUGAAUGAGGUGGCCAGGCUGCUAGAGAAGCACAAAGAAAGUUCAGUGUUCAGGAAAGUAGAAAGCCUGCUGAGAGAUAAGAACCUGGAGGUCAGCCCAAGAGACAGUGAGCCGCCAAUUAAACAUGGAGCAGAAGGCCAGGGCGUUGCGCCAGAGUGAAGUGAUGAAUCGGUCUUGAAAUACGAGCACUGCUGCCUUUCACUGAAUAUGACAAGACCAACUAUCUCAUCCAAACUACUGUAAGCUGCUCCAUGGGAGACAGAUGGCGGCGGAGACGAUGGCUUUGCUUUGGAUUGAGGACGUUCGAGUAACUACAAAAAGAAGCACAUGGAACACACAUUAAACAACAUUAAGCAAAAAGGAAAAAUCCAAAUGAUGACAAACAAUAAGUAAGGACAUGAAUGUAAUGCAAAUCAGUGUACAUUAUAACGUUAAGAUAAUUAUUCUGAGGUGGAUGGAAAACUACUAAAAUGCAAGAUUGUGUAGUCAGUUAUUAAACUAAGUAACAGUAAUUGGUAUACGUUUAAAAAAGCUUGAAUAUUAAAUGUGCAAAUUAUGAAAGCUUUCAAUAUUUCAUAAAGCAAGGUCCUAUUUCAAAUGAGGUCAUUACAGGAAAAAUAUAUAUACAGCAUUUUGACAGUUUUUUCUUUGAUAAUGUUUGCACACUUGGGACUGAACAGAGUUAUCCAGCUCUGUGGACCUGUUGAUGGCACAAAGUUUUCUAAGGGCAGAGCUGGAAUGCUUCAUUUAUUAUUUUUUCAAUAAACAUCUCUACAUAUUUAUUGUUGUAACA
This is a messenger RNA of Ictalurus furcatus (blue catfish), 4641 nucleotides long. RefSeq lists its product as uncharacterized. The transcript has 24 exons. The record is from RefSeq and is a predicted model, not a curated record. Bases 24 to 4007 code for a protein of 1327 amino acids. Lineage: Eukaryota; Metazoa; Chordata; Actinopteri; Siluriformes; Ictaluridae.